AUGAAUACCGUGACGACGGAGGAAGAGAGAAAGAUUUUUUACUUUUUAAAAUCUCAAGGUUGUUGUUUGAGAUGUUGUUUUCGUUUCGUCGGAUAUCGCAUGUCAGAAUGUUAUUGCAAACCUUCCGAAUUUGCGGCACAGCUGAAUUAUACAGACGUGAAAGACGAUGCUUCUGUGGAAAAAACAACUUGCAUUGCAUGCUUAGGAGUUCUUCAGGAUAAGGCACAAAUGAACGUUGUUACAAAAAUAGCAGAAAAAGUAAGGGAAAAAGAUUAUGACUGUAUGACUUUCACAUGUGCAUUAACUGUUCCUGUGUCAGUAAAGCUCAGAGAACACAUAUUAUAUGCUUACAUGUCCAAAGAGAUGGAUAUUCAUGAAUCAAUCUUAAAUACUCUUAAAACAAAAUUACAAAAUGUCAAAGAUAUUUGGAAAUCAUUCAUAAUUCCUCAACUUGAACAAGCUACAGAAAAACAUGCAGAUUUGUCAACACCAUCGCCCUUUCUCAUCGAAGUCCUUUUAAUGUAUGCUGACGACGAAAUGAUAUUUAAAGAAUUAAUAAAUAAACAUAAGGGAGAUAAUAAUAAACAGAAAAGGAAAAAAUGCAAUUAUAAUAAAUUUAGUAGGAAGAAUGUUGAUACUUUGCUGAUGGAAAUAACAGAUGAGCAACUUAUGCAACAUUUUACGAUCUCGCAAAUCGUACCGAAAACGCACGUUUAUGUUGAUGAAAUUUUAUGUUCUCAUAACAGCAUUUUUAUAGGAGGACGUUACAAUAAAUUUUCCAGAAAACUCAGCCAGACUCCGUGGUUCAUAAACGGCGAGAAAAAAGUGGAAACAUCGGUGCAAGACUUACUCUGCAAUCCCAUCGCAGAAAUGGUGAAGGCAGAAUCGAUAAAAUUUUUAUCGUCAGGAAGAGAAGACGUCGACGUCAGAAACAUAUACGGUGGCCGACCAUUCGCUAUUGAACUAUUAAAUCCUCAUAUGACGAAUAUCACAAAUGAACUAUUGACAUGUCUAACCAGUAGUAUCAAUCAAUCUACUAAGCAAGUUCAAAUAACAGCAAAUUUAAAGGUUCUCUCAAGAUUCGAUUUGAAGAAGCUUAAGGAAGGUGAGAAUGUUAAAACAAAAUUUUAUCGAGCAUUGUGCGUCUGUCGAGACGUGAAUGGUGAUUUACCGCAGUUGGAGUGUCUGAACAAAUUAGAAAACAUUAAAAUUAUUCAAAGAACACCACUGAGAGUGCUGCACAGGCGACCAUUGAGUCCGCGAACGCGCAUAAUUUACAAAAUGCGUGCGCGUUGGGCGAAAUCGCAUGAACUAAAAAAAUUGUUGUCCACUGCCGCAGAAAGUACUGAUAUGUUUUUUGUUCUCGACGUCAAAACGCAAGCUGGUACAUAUGUAAAAGAAUUUGUGCACGGAGAUUUCGGUAGAACCAAGCCCAACUUGUGUGAUUUCCUCAAUACUGAAGUGGACAUUGUCGCAUUGGAUGUCACGGGUAUCAACUUAAAGUGGCCGUAACAUGAGUUUAAAUCAUUAUUAUUUAAUUAAGUAAAAAGAAAGAUUACAAUAAAAGCGUCGAAGA
This is a messenger RNA of Cyphomyrmex costatus, 1576 nucleotides long. RefSeq names its product Pseudouridine synthase 10 (gene Pus10). The record is from RefSeq and is a predicted model, not a curated record. Gene Ontology annotation, biological process: tRNA pseudouridine synthesis. The coding region runs from base 1 to 1512 and encodes 503 amino acids. The transcript is spliced from 7 exons. Lineage: Eukaryota; Metazoa; Arthropoda; Insecta; Hymenoptera; Formicidae. Gene Ontology annotation, molecular function: RNA binding; pseudouridine synthase activity.